Molecule: messenger RNA, 741 nt
Organism: Racocetra persica
Lineage: Eukaryota; Fungi; Glomeromycota; Glomeromycetes; Diversisporales; Gigasporaceae
Source: the annotation of a GenBank genome assembly
ACUAGAUGGUUAAAAAGAUCAGAAUUUGGUAUUUUUAAGGAUGCAAUUUGGACGGCGUAUAAAAAAAAGGUAGCACUGUUGUUUCCAAAGGAAAAUGAUCAAUUUUCGAAGGAUAACAACCCACUUUCAAAGCUAAAAGAAAUAAAAGAAAUAAAACACAACAAUGUAACAAAAUUUCAUGGAAUAACGUAUGAUCUGGAAAAUAAUAUAAAAAUGCUAGUAUUGGAGCAUUCUACCGAUGGAAGCUUAAAAGAGUACUUAACUCAAGAUUCACAAAAAAUCGAAUCAGAAGACAAAUUGAAAAUUGCAAAAGAUAUAGUUAGUGGAUUAAAAUAUUUGCAUGACAAAAAAAUAACUCACGGAGAUUUGCAUUCAAAAAGCAUAUUAAUUAACAAUAAACGAGCUCUUAUAACAAAUCCAAUAAUAUUUUCAGUAAUAAAAAAAAGUUCAUCAGUGGAUACUAUGAAGGAUAAAAUUCCAUAUCAAGACCCACGACUUUUGAAAAAUACGGAAGAAUUGCCUGACCAAAAAUCCGAUAUUUACAGUUUAGGAUUUAUAUUGUGGAGAGUCUUCAGUAAUGAUGAACCAUUCUCGAACUAUGAAAAAAAUUUAAUCAAUCUCGUAAAUGAAAUUCAUCAAAAUAAGAGAGAGAAGCCAACAGUAGGGACGCCUAACAAAUAUAUUAGCAUUUAUGAAAAAUGUUGGUCAUCUAACCAAGAUGAAAGGCCAACCAUCAAGCAA